Raphanus sativus (radish) is the source of this 763-nucleotide messenger RNA. RefSeq lists its product as uncharacterized. Bases 86 to 550 code for a protein of 154 amino acids. The record is from RefSeq and is a predicted model, not a curated record. The transcript has 3 exons. Lineage: Eukaryota; Viridiplantae; Streptophyta; Magnoliopsida; Brassicales; Brassicaceae.
AUCUUUUCUGGAGAAAACAAGACGAGAGAUUCAAUUCAGAGGAGAAAGAAAUUUUUUUACAAAACAAAAAGACAUAGUUUAAGUAAUGAUAAUACACUCUCCGUCUCCUCUACACUGCACGAGCUUCUUGAACUAUCGAAGUAGAUCUCAGUGCCAGAGCCGCUUGGUGACUACUAGAUCGGCCGUUGUUCGUAUUUCCACGGGGGCUAUUGGGGCCGUGGCGGCGGUGGUUAUGAUGGCUUCUGUGUCCACAGCUUACGCAGAGCUUUCUCCUCCGCCGCAAGACGGCGAAACGCUAUCGAACGUACCGCAAACGCUAUCAGGUGAAGACUGCAAGAAACAGAGGAUACAACGACCCAAAUCCAAGAACGCAGAGAGAUGCACCGUUAAAUGCGUCAACACUUGUAUACGUGGUGGAGACGGAGAAGGACCGCUCAAUAUCAGAAGGCCACUAGUGGUGUUUAAACAAGGGUUUCGUAGCCGUAAUUACUGCUUAGUGGAAUGUUCAGAUAUAUGCAACUUGAUCGGAGAUGGUGACUAUGGACCUUGAAAACGUUAUGAAUAAGAUGUAGAAGAAGAAACAGUGGAGGAAGGACCUCAUCGACCUUCAGAUUAUUUUUGUAGAGUCUUGUUGAAAAAAUAUUAUUUGAUUUAAACGAGAUUUGAAAUGAUACAUACAACGUCUAUAACAAUUUGGGGAGUACUGUAUCUUGUUUCUUCAUUACGUGGUAACACACGUUAGCUAAUCAAGACCUUUUACUCA